Messenger RNA from Agelaius phoeniceus (red-winged blackbird), 1768 nucleotides. Lineage: Eukaryota; Metazoa; Chordata; Aves; Passeriformes; Icteridae. The record is from RefSeq and is a predicted model, not a curated record.
GGGCCGUGCCGGGAGGGCCCGGAGGACCGCGGUGCCGUCGCACCCAGCCCGGCCAUGGCCGCCCGCGGGGCCCAGCGGCCCAACGGGCACUCGCAGCCCAGUAAGAUCUGCCAGUUCAAACUGGUGCUACUGGGAGAGUCGGCCGUGGGCAAAUCCAGCCUGGUGCUGCGCUUCGUCAAGGGCCAGUUCCACGAGUACCAGGAGAGCACCAUCGGCGCGGCGUUCCUGACGCAGUCCGUCUGUCUGGACGACACCACGGUGAAGUUUGAGAUCUGGGACACGGCGGGGCAGGAGCGCUACCACAGCCUGGCCCCCAUGUACUACCGGGGAGCCCAGGCUGCCAUCGUGGUCUACGACAUCACCAACCAGGAGACCUUUGCCCGUGCCCGGGGCUGGGUGAAGGAGCUGCAGCGCCAGGCCAGCCCCAGCAUCGUCAUCGCCCUGGCCGGCAACAAGGCUGACCUGGCCAGCAAGAGGAUGGUGGAGUACGAGGAAGCCCAGGCCUACGCUGAUGACAACAGCCUGCUCUUCAUGGAGACCUCGGCCAAGACAGCCAUGAAUGUCAACGACCUCUUCCUGGCCAUUGCCAAGAAGCUGCCAAAGACGGAGCCGCAGAGCACGAGCGGGGCCGGGGGCCGGGGCCGGGGCGUGGACCUGAGCGAGCAGAGCCCGCAGGGCCGCGGGCAGUGCUGCAGCAACUGAGGGAUCCACUGGAUCCACUGGGAUCUACUGGGGUCCAGAGAUGGGAUUGAACCCAGAUCCAGCCCAAAUCCAGCCAGGACUGAACCCAGAUCCAGCUCACAGGGCCAUGGGCAGUGCUGCAGCAACUGAGGGACCCAGUGGGAUCUGCUGGGAUCUACUGGGAUCUACUGGGGUCCAGAGAUGGGAUCCAACCAGGACUGAACCCAGAUCCAGCCCAAAUCCAACCAGGACUGAGCCCAGAUCCAGCUCAAAUCCAGCCAGGACUGAACCCAGAUCCAGCUCACAGGGCCGUGGGCAGUGCUGCAGCAACUGAGGGAUCCACUGGGAUCUGCUGGGAUCUACUGGGGUCCAGAGAUGGGAUUGAACCCAGAUCCAGCCCAAAUCCAGCCAGGACUGAACCCAGAUCCAGCCCACAGGGCCGUGGGCAGUGCUGCAGCAACUGAGGGAUCCGCGGGAUCCACUGGGAUCCGCUGGGAUCUGCUGGGGUCCAGAGAUGGGAUCCAGCCCAAAUCCAGCCAGGACUGAACCCAGAUCCAGCGCCCAUAUCAGGGCAGUGCUGCAGCAACUGAGGGAUCCACUGGGAUCAGAGCUGGGAUUGAACCCAGAUCCAGCCCAAAUCCAGCCGGGAUCACAGCCAGGACCCACCAGGACUGAACCCAGAUCCAGCCCAAAUCCAGCUGGGAUCACAGCCAGGACCCACCAGGACUGAACCCAGAUCCAGCCCAAAUCCAGCUGGGAUCACAGCCAGGAUCCAGCCCAGGUCCAGCCCAAAUCCAGCUGGGAUCACAGCCAGGACUCACCAGGACUGAACCCAGAUCCAGCCCAAAUCCAGCUGGGAUCACAGCCAGGAUCCAGCCCAGAUCCAGCCCAGGUCCAGCCCAAAUCCAGCCGGGAUCACAGCCAGGACCCACCAGGACUGAACCCAGAUCCAGCUCGCAGCUGCAGCAACUGAGGGAUCCAUGGGACCUGAUGGGAUCCAGCCCAAAUCCAGCUGGGAUCAGAGCUGGGAUUGAACCCAGAUCCAUCUGGGAUUACAGCCAGGAUCACAGCCAGGAUCCAGCCCAGA